AUGCUUAUUAUCCUCCUGAUUAUUAUCUGCGUUUCACGUAAAACAAGAUCAAGAAGAUUAAGAUAUUAUAGUCAUACAUAUGCUCACUCACAACGCACUGAGCCUCUUUUAGCGUCAAGAUAUGAAUUACAUAUUGUUUCUGAGUUAAACACCAGCAGAACGGAAUCAUUAAAUUUAGAUGAUGAAUGUGCAAUUUGCAAGCAACUGUACAGGCCGAAUGAAAUAGUUGCCCGAACUGAUAGGUGUUUCCACCUGUUUCAUAGUAGCUGCUAUACAAAUUGGAUGAGAUAUAACAGCACAUGCCCAAUAUGCAGAAAAUAA
Messenger RNA from Blepharisma stoltei, 321 nucleotides. Lineage: Eukaryota; Ciliophora; Heterotrichea; Heterotrichida; Blepharismidae. The record is from the annotation of a GenBank genome assembly.